Molecule: messenger RNA, 81 nt
Organism: Fusarium tjaetaba
Lineage: Eukaryota; Fungi; Ascomycota; Sordariomycetes; Hypocreales; Nectriaceae
Product: iron inhibited ABC transporter 2
Exons: 1
Source: RefSeq, a predicted model, not a curated record
AUGGCCCCCUCUUCAUCCAAGGAGAAGCGUCUCGCCAAGAAGGCUGCCGAGGGCAAGCUCAAGGGCAAGAAGGGCAAGAAG